This is a messenger RNA of Arabidopsis lyrata subsp. lyrata, 1986 nucleotides long. RefSeq lists its product as uncharacterized. The transcript has 3 exons. NCBI's taxonomy places the organism in Eukaryota, Viridiplantae, Streptophyta, Magnoliopsida, Brassicales, Brassicaceae. Bases 173 to 1711 code for a protein of 512 amino acids. The record is from RefSeq and is a predicted model, not a curated record. Gene Ontology annotation, biological process: regulatory ncRNA-mediated gene silencing.
AUUUCCCUCUCUCUUUGGACUUCAAUGAUUUUGAUCUAAUCCCUAAUCUCUCUCUAUAUACUACUCUCUUCUUUGAAAACCUUCCCUUUACGAUUUUUCCAUAGCAGACACAGAUUCCUUCUCAAGGUAGAAGAAGCAGAUUCACGAUCCCAAAACCCCAAGGCCAUUGAAGAUGGUCGGGAACAACAACAACAACGCCAAGUCAUCGACGAACAAGCCUCCGGCAACUUCCGCUCCCACCGCUGCAGUUUCCUCUUCACAGAACCAUAAACCUCGUUUGAAUUCGACUAACAACGAUGGUGGAACCAGUAACAACAACAAAAAAGAAAGCAAACCGACGACAGGUGGCCAGAAAAUCGCCGAUAAGAAACUUCCGAAGCCUAAUUUUUCUCCUAAGCUAGCUCCGAUUCCGAAACAAUCCAAUCAGAAUCAUCCAAAUCCAUCAGCUCCAUCAUCUUCACGGCCAAUGGCUCCGUUUCCUUUCCCUGAUUCAUCUGCGGCGCUAGGUCCUCCUCCUCCACCGACGUAUGGAUUCCAUAUGCUUGAGCGGCGCACAAUUGUUCUCGCUGAUGGUAGUGUCCGUUCCUACUUCGCUCUUCCUCCUAAUUACCAGGAUUUUCCUCCUCAGAGUCGACUAGCUGGACCGGAAUUUGGUAGAUUCCCUCCCUUUUACCCGGAAGAGUUUCGAGAUCAGCGGAUGAAACGGAAAUAUCCGGGUGAAGAAGAGAUUGAUAGGAGAGACGAGAGAGCUGAGAUGCUGAGACAAAGACAGCAUUUUAUGCAGUAUGCGAAUCCUAAUGAUCAAUCACUUAUGGCUGGUACGAGUAGUAGUCCGUUUCUUAGGGAUGUUGGAGAAGAUGGUAGAGCAGCUAAGCAUAUGCGGAUAGGAUCAAGUAGGCAUGACAAUGGAGGUCUAUUGGUUGACCAGAUUGCACUAAAGAAAUCGUUUUUGAGUUUUGUUAAGCGAGUUUUCGAGGAUCCGACAGAGAAGAAGAACUACUUGGAGAAUGGGAGAAAAGGGCGGCUUCAGUGUCUCGUUUGUGGCAGGCCUUCUAAAGACGUCCAGGAUACACAUAGUUUGGUAAUGCACACAUACUGUUCGGGUGAUGCUAGCUCACGCGUGCAUCACUUAGGCCUACACAAAGCUCUCUGUGUAUUGAUGGGAUGGAAUUUCUCGAAGGCUCCUGAUAAUUCAAAGGCAUACCAGAAUCUACCUGCUGAAGAGGCAGCAAUCAAUCAAGCCCAGCUGAUUAUUUGGCCACCUCAUGUUAUUGUUCAUAACACCAGUACAGGGAAGGGUAAAGAAGGGCGCAUGGAAGGCUUUGGAAACAAAACAAUGGAUAACAGAAUUAGAGAACUAGGACUCACUGGUGGGAAAUCAAAGUCACUGUAUGGAAGAGAGGGUCAUUUGGGAAUUACAUUGUUCAAGUUUGCGGGAGACGAUUCAGGGCUCAGGGAAGCUAUGAGAAUGGCAGAAUAUUUUGAGAAGAUAAACCGUGGGCGUAAGAGUUGGGGGAGGGUACAAACACGCACUCCUAGCAAAGAUGAUGAGAAAAACCCUAGUCUUGUCGAGGUUGAUGGGAGGACGGGUGAGAAAAAGAGGAUCUUUUAUGGUUAUCUUGCGACUGUAACGGACUUGGACAAAGUCGAUAUGGAUACAAGGAAGAAGACCACAAUCGAGAGCCUUAGAGAACUCACAGGAAAAAAGUAAAUUAUAGGUCUCUCUUCCCACAAAAGGUACACUUUACUUUCGAGGUAUUUGUUGCCUAUUGAAUCUGGAUUCUUAGUCGCAAGCUCAAAAACUUGAAAGGAGGAAAGAAAAGUUUGGUGUGUUUUUUUUUUUCAUAAUUUAUAGAUGAAUGUCUUGGUCUCUUUGAUCCUUUGUUUCGGUGUUCAUAUUGCAUAGACUAAUAUCGGUUGAACCUGAUAUAUACAAGCUUCUCUUUACCAACACCCUUAGAAGUAUAUUGUGUUAGUUGCUUGAUG